GCCAUUUUGGCUCAAGUGAGCCCGCGCUUCGGGAGGCCCUCGCAGCGCGCCGCGCGGGCGCGUGGCGCGCCAGAGGCCGAUGUCCGCCAGUGCUGGUGGCGGCAAGCCGUGGGCGGCGGCUUCCGCCCGGUCGCUGGCCCGGCGCCUGCGGCGAGAGCGGCAGGCAGAGCGGGGCUGGUUUCGUGCGGCCGCGCUGUCACGCUGCACGAAGGCGCUCAGGGCCUCGCUCGACGUCCACUGGCGCCUUUGUGACGCCGUCGGCUGCUACCUCCCCACGCUCGGCGAGGAGGUGGCGACCGCGCGGCUGCUCGGUUGCGACCCUGCCCUCCUCGCCGAGGCGGACGCGGCGCUGGUGGAGGGCAACUCCGCACGCCACGCGCCGCCGCCUGGCGCGGCGAGAGGGCUUCCUAAGAUGCCUGACGGGCUGGUGGCUCGGGCGCUCGAGCGCCUGCUGGAGGGUGCUGCGCCGCCCCUCCGCUGCAACGCCGAGCCGUUCGUCCCAGCCAGUGUCAGGCUGGCCUCCGCGUUGCUGUGCGAGCUCGGCGUGGAGCAGGUCGCGUGCAAUCCCAGCGUCGUCCCGCCUGUGCAGGGCCACUCCCACGUCGUGGUGGACGUGGAGCCCCUUCGCGAUGCGGCUGGUGCGGACGACGCCUCUGUGUCAGAGGACUCGCAGUUGGUGGUCAACCUCGGCAGGUCGGCUGAGGAUGUGGUGGGCCCACUCGUCGCGUGCAGUGCCAAGCCGCUGGAGGAGGUUCGCGAAGAUCCCGACGUGCUCUCCGACGGUGAGCCUGCUGACGACCCUGGCGGAGGUCCUCAUGAUAGUGAUUGCGUUGCCCUCGGAUCCGAGGGCGAGCCUGCUGAUGAGCGUGGCGGACAUGGUGUUGAAGAUGGUGUGGCCCUCGGACACGGUUGUGGUGAUGCUGAUGGUGCUGUCAUUCCGCUCGUGCUCUUGCAGUUCUUGGUUCAGCAGCAGGACGCUGGCGCCGUGGUCCACGAGGGCGACCUCAUCGUGUGGCAACUCGAGCAGAUCGAGGACAGCAUCCAGUCCGAGGCCCACCUCAUGAAGUGUGAGACGGAGGUACAGGAGGCCAUCGACAAGAUGAUCGACCAGGGCCUCGUCUCCGUCAUGAGGCCGUCGCUCGGCCAGUCGCGCGCGAGCCGCCUGCUCGCUGCUAGCCGUCCUGCGGUCGUGCGUUCGUGGCCGAGCUCAGGGCAUGUUGAGCGGAAGAUCGGGACAAAUCGGAACCAGAGAUUCUGGGAGAGUUCCAGAGAAAAAUAGAACGCCGAUUUGUGGAGCGUAGCGCGCGCAUUCGCAGAAGUU
This is a messenger RNA of Prorocentrum cordatum, 1321 nucleotides long. NCBI's taxonomy places the organism in Eukaryota, Dinophyceae, Prorocentrales, Prorocentraceae. The record is from the annotation of a GenBank genome assembly.